AUGGAGCCUGCCUCUGGCACUGUUAGAGUGGGAAUCCUAACAGUUAGCGACAGAUGCUCCCGCAGAGAAGCUGAAGAUAAAAGUGGGCCGAAUUUGCAGAGGUUGGUGAAUUCCUCUACUUUGAAUGUAAGUGAGGUACUCUAUGACUGUGUCCCUGACGAACGGGACGAAAUAAGACGAGUUCUUUUGAACUGGAGCGAUGUUGAAGGAUUGCACCUCGUGUUGACGACAGGAGGCACAGGAUUUUCUCCAAGAGAUGUCACCCCUGAGGUUACAGCGGAAGUUAUCGAAAGAUCUGCUCCGGGCCUCUCACUGGGAAUGCUGUGCGGAUCCCUUAAGGUUACUCCCAUGGCCAUGUUGUCCAGGGCUACCUGUGGUAUAAGGAAAGGAACAGUGAUUGUUAAUUUGCCUGGAAGUGUUAAAGGUUCACAAGAAUGUUUCCAAUUUGUUUUACCAGCUUUACCGCAUGCCAUAGAGGUGCUAAGGAAUAGUCCAAAUGUGAGUGUCACCCAUUCAGCAAUGCAACAUGUCUGUCCACACAAGGCUCACAACAAACCAAUACAAGAUCUCAGCAAAGUGGCCGAAAGGGAUCGCCAUUCCCCAUAUCCACUUGUUCAGAUGGAUGAAGCCCUCUCUAUGAUCAUGAAUAAUUCUAACUGCCUCUCAACAACAGUUUUACCCAUAGAAGAUGCUUUAGGUUAUACACUGGCAUCAAACGUCAGUGCAAAAGAACCCCUCCCCCCUUUCCCUGCAUCAGUCAAAGAUGGGUAUGCUGUAUUAGCUUCAGAUGGACCAGGAGAGCGUGUGGUCUUGGGUGCAGUCACUGCAGGGGAAGUAGCUACUUGCAGUGUCAUUUCUGGCCAUGUGAUGCGCAUCAACACUGGUGCACCUCUGCCUCCUGGUGCUGAUGCAGUUGUCCAAGUGGAAGAUACAGAAUUACUUGAAAGUGAUGACGAUGGAAGAACUGAGAAGAAAGUUAAAAUCCUUACAACUCCUAAACCUGGCCAAGAUAUCAGACCAGUUGGUUUUGAUGUCAGUGUAGGGGAACAAGUACUCACAACAAAUCAAAAACUAGGACCAGCAGAACUGGGUCUUUUGGCCUCACUGGGAGUCACCAAAGUAGAAGUUUUCCAAAAGCCAAGAGUUGCUGUGCUUUCUACUGGAAACGAGGUUGUUAAUCCAGGAGAGGAAACCAAAGCAGGGCAAAUCAGGGACAGUAAUAGAAUCGCUUUAAAGUCGCUGAUUAAAAUGCAUGGAUUUGAGGCCCUUGAUUUAAAAAUAGCAGCUGACACACCCCUGGAGUUGGAAUCCUCUCUAAAAAGUGGCUUGGAAAAGGCCGAUGUUCUUGUUUCAUCUGGUGGAGUAUCAAUGGGAGAGAAAGAUUUUCUGAAACCUGUUCUACAAGACAGACUUGGGGCAACUAUCCAUUUUGGGAGAGUUUUCAUGAAGCCUGGUAAACCAGCAACCUUUGCCACAACCAAAAUCAGUGGGAAGAGAAAACUUAUAUUUGCCCUUCCUGGAAAUCCAGUCUCUGCAAUGGUCACUUUCAACCUGUUUGUUCUCCCAGCCCUGCGUAAGAUGUCUGGCUCGGAGCAUCCCCAUCUAACAAAGAUCAAAGCAAAGUUGCCACAACCAGUAAAUCUGGAUCCAAGACCUGAAUAUUACAGAGUCACCCUGUCUUGGAAGCCAGGAGAAGCUAUUCCAUCUGCAAUAUCUACUGGUAGUCAAUGUAGCAGUAGAUUAAUGAGCAUGAGGAGUGCUAAUGCAGUGCUUGAGCUGCCACCUAAGAGUGAAACUCUAACCAGGAUUGAUGCAGGAGAGAUGGUGGAUGCAUUGGUGAUAGGGGAAAUCUAAAUAACUCAAGUGUGAAAAUUAGAAAUAACAAUCCCAAUAUAUUUAAAUGGGUUUGGUUUUUACCAACUUGUCAACUAUCUGCUGAUAACAAUCAUGAUUACCUCAAACAGGUUGUUUGUCCUACAUUUUAAUUUUAAGUGAAUUUUCAGAGGCUGACAAUUCACUUAAGUCUUAAACUAGCCCCAGGUUAUGUCAUCAGGGUCAAUUUACUUGGCAUUCCACACUUUAUGAUUUUCUCCAAAGAAAAGUUUAAUACCUCUUCCAUAAUUUCACUUAAGAAACAAUUCAGGUGGGCAGCUCAGCUCAAACUUUGCAGCUCAAUAAUUUGAGGGAGAAAAUAGAGACUCAUCAUACCUUUAACCCUUUAACUCCCAUGAGUGACCAAGACAGAAUUCCUCCUUACAAUAUCUAUACAAUAUCAAGCAGACUAGUGAUGGGAAUAAAGAAAAAUUUUAAUUAGGGGAUUAUUAGUUGAUCCAAGACCAAAUUCUCCAAACUAACAUUACGAGAACUACAUGGCAGACAGUAAGGAGAAUUACUAAUGAGAUCUUAAGAUGUAUCUAAUCUCACUAUACUGUCAGAUGUUGAUUUUUAUAAUCCAUAGGCAGGAACCUUUAAUACUCAGAAUCAAUUACUUUCUGAGAAACUUAACUCAGAUUGAACAUUAAGAUUGAAAGACAUGAUCAAGAUGGUAGCACUACUCAGUGUUAACCUGAACUAAUUAUGUCCUGAGCCACACCAAUCGCAAGGACAGAUCUGUAAUUGUGUGACAGAAUCUCUAAUAUAUUGGUCAAUGUAAUAAAAUGUAACACUUUGAAUAAUUCAAUGCUUUGUUUUUUUAUGGUGAGGAUACUUAGGUUUGUUCAUUAUUGAUUUUUGUGAAAACCAGGAAACUGUGAACUUUUUGAUUUUAUUCUGACAGCUCACACAUGAGAACUGACCAAUCACAAUAAAGUUCCUUAUACAUAAGCAAACAUCAAAACCUCAGACUAAUUACUAUUGCUGUUGGUGGCACAGAUCCCUCUGCCUUAUUACCUCUUUCUUUGAAACACAAUUAUUACAGCUUUCAAUCAAUUUUUCCUUUGUUCUUUCAUGUGGUCACACUUCUUGUUUUUAGUUUCACAGUAAUUUGUAGCCCCCCAAAAAUAGGUCUGAUCCUUUGAGACAAAAAACUCGACUUCAGUUAUGCAGAUCAAGGGUACUUUUAUUUUUCUUGUACGCAAAACUCACUACCCUACCCUCCCUGGAGAUAUGGAUGUUUAGUCUGCGCAACCCACAGUACGCAUGUACGUGUCGUAAACUAAAGCUUUUCGUCUUCCGGUGAAACCGCCGAAGUAGGUGAUUGAAGAAGGAUGAGUAAUUCGUUAGGACUUUUUCUCGGCGGGAUUUUCGCACUUGUCGUCGCAGGAUACAUUGCUCAAAGUCGUCUACCUCCUCCCAAACCCAAAAUUAUCGGCAUAGAUUUAGGAACAACGUUUUCUUGCGUCGGAGUUUAUCAAGCAAUCACAGGACAUAUUGACAUACUGGCUAAUGAAAAUGGCACCAAAGUCAUUCCCAGCGUCGUUGCCUUUACCGGUGAAGGAGUGUUGGUGGGAAAAAGAGCCUUAGAUCAAGCUGAACUGAAUCCAAGAUCGACGAUAUACGAUGCCAAACGAUUUAUUGGAAAGACGUUUUCGAAGGAAGACUUAAAAAAGUUGUCUUCUCUCUACCAGUUUAAAAUCACUUCUGACGAAAAGAACAAUCCUAAGUUCGUGGUCGAAAGUCAUGGCAACGUUACUUUAGUAUCGCCAGAAGAAAUUGGAGCGGCUAUUUUGAGGGAGUUGAAGCGAACUGCCGAAAGAAACAUCAGCAGGGCAGUGAAUCAAGCUGUAAUGUCGGUCCCAGCAGAAUUCAGUAUGGCACAGAGAAAUGCAACGAUCAAGGCAGCUUCUCUAGCUGGGAUCAAAGUUGUACGGCUUAUAAAUGAGCCCACAGCGGCAGCUAUGGCAUACGGACUUCAUAAAAAGGAACGAGUUUCUAAUGUUAUGGUUGUUGACUUGGGUGGUGGAACAUUGGACGUUUCAUUGCUUAACAUUCAAGGGGGAAUGUUUGUAACUAUGGCCAUGGCUGGAAACAACCGGCUAGGUGGUCAGGAUUUCAAUUCAAGACUCAUGUCUUACCUAAUGUCUGUUAUAGAAGAUAGGUUUGGUGAGGAACUCACAAAUGCUGAAGAUAUACAGCGUCUGAGACAAGAAGUUGAAUCAACAAAAAUUAACCUGACAACAGAGGCAGCAGUGACUAUAAGAUUGCCUCUGCCUUCUCUGGAUCAUGGGGACAAACAUGUCCUUUUCGAGGAAAUAAUCACAAGGUUAACUUUUGAAAAGUUAAAUGAAGACUUGUUUCAGAAAGUACUACAGCCCAUCAAAAGGGUAUUAAAAGAAGUUGACCUUCCAAAAGAAGAUGUUGAUGAAGUGGUUCUAGUUGGAGGAUCGACGAGGAUUCCUAAGGUGCGGCAGCUUAUUGAAGAAUACUUCAAUGGAAAGAAACCUAAUGUUGCCAUAGACCCAGAGCUGGCAGUAGCCACAGGGGUGGCGAUACAGGCUGGCAUCAUUGGUGGAAUGUGGCCUCUUCAGGUGUCAGCCUUGGAACUUCCAAAUCACAAUCUCAGAAAGAUUCAGAUUGAGUCCUAA
Molecule: messenger RNA, 4523 nt
Organism: Pocillopora meandrina
Lineage: Eukaryota; Metazoa; Cnidaria; Anthozoa; Scleractinia; Pocilloporidae
Source: the annotation of a GenBank genome assembly